Molecule: messenger RNA, 1423 nt
Organism: Ceratina calcarata
Lineage: Eukaryota; Metazoa; Arthropoda; Insecta; Hymenoptera; Apidae
Product: odorant receptor 13a
Exons: 7
Coding region: 64-1236 (390 amino acids)
Biological process (GO): sensory perception of smell; detection of chemical stimulus involved in sensory perception of smell
Cellular component (GO): plasma membrane
Molecular function (GO): olfactory receptor activity; odorant binding
Source: RefSeq, a predicted model, not a curated record
GAAAUAUCCGUUUCAUAAAGUGAAAAUUAGAAGUGAUAAGUUUAUUUUCAAUUACGUUUAAGAAUGAUGAAUACGAAGAUUGAAGCGUUUCACGAAGAGGAUUACGAUAAGUUGAUUAAACCGAUUAUGAUAACUGGUCACAUAAUUUCUAUUUGGCCCUUGCCAGAGAACAGCAGCUCGAGAAGAAUUAUGUUCAGAAAGUUCCACUUGUUCUGUAUGUUUUUUUUAGUAGUGGUGAUGUCGAUUGCGGUGACGGCGGACGUGAUUCACUUACUCGAUGAUUUGGACGAGGCAACCGAGUGCGCUUUAAUUUGUACAGCUUUUUGCCUUUGCGUGGUUCGUAUGACGGUCUACUCGCUUCAUCAAAAGGACAUGCUCUAUGUAGUAAACACGAUGAAAGAUGACUGGCUCUCGUCUACGGUCGAGGAUCGAGCAAUUCUUGCUGAGAAGACGAUGUUCGCUUUUCGUCUAGCAAAAUACUUCAUCAGCACCGUUGCUAUAACUAUAAUUAUGUUCAUGACUGUUCCCGCUUUGGAAAUCUACGUGUUGGGUGCCAGCGAAAAGGUGCUCCCGUUCCGCGGCUACUUCUUCAUCAACCAAACCGUGUCGCCCGUUUUCGAAUGCCUUUAUUUAUUUAACGUGACCGCGGGUGGUUUCGGGGGUAGCAUGAUCGCGGGUGCAACUAGCUUUAAUCUGAUCGUGAUAAUGCACGGCUCGGGAAAAUUUGCAGUUCUGAGGAAGAGGCUAGAGAAUCUGACCGGCGAUGAUCCUGAAUCUACUUCCGUCUUGCGAGAUUACGUGAUUCGACAUCAACGAGCCAUAGAGUACGCAGAUGCAUUGGAGAGGAUCAUAAAUGUCCUGGCUUUGGGGCAAUUCAUUAUUAGCACGGGUCUGAUCUGCUUCGCAGGAUUUCAAAUUACUUCGAUGAUGAAGGACAAAGGACGUCUGCUGAAAUAUUCGACCUUCUUGAACUCCGCCAUCCUCGAGUUAUUCAUGUUCAGCUUCAGCGGGGACGGAUUGAUCGACGAGAGCGAGGCUGUGGGUGACUCUGCUUAUGCGAGUGGAUGGAUCGGCAGCCGUUUUGCCAAGAGUCUUCAGAUCAUGAUGUUGCGCUCGAGGAGUCCUAGCAAGAUAACAGCGGCGAAAUUUUACAGCAUGUCUCUGCAAAGUUUCUCGUCGGUUUUGAGCACAUCGUUCUCGUACUUUACGGUGCUCACAGCGACUAACGACGACUAACAGCCUUACCGAUGAAAACGAGCUUGGACAACGCUUUACGGUUCCCCGAUGACUCAAACCACAAAGAAUACAUUAGUCGUUCCACUAGCCUAUAAAUAUCCGUGUAAACCAAAGUAUGGUCCGAAGGUAUUCUCGAUGCUUGAUGAUACGGUGGAAGGUUUUACAAUAAAUUGGGUAAUAGGUCCAG